ACGGGCAACAUCUUUCCCAAUAACAAAAAAUAAAAUUGAACAAAUAGAAACAAAUUCUCCACUCUACUAGAAACAUAAAUUUAGUUCAAAAAACAAAGUGUAACACAAAAGACAAAAAGAAUGCUACCAGCCAUGUGGAGUCCCCGCGUGAAUCUGCUGGCCGACGACCCGCACGACAUGCUGUGCGAUGACGAGAAGCAUGCUAUCGCGGCUUUGAAGCGGAUCUAUGUGAAGACCAUCGAGCUGGACAGCAAGUUGCAGCGUGAGAUGUAUGAUCUGGAGGAGAAGACGGAGGCAGAGCAUAACGUCUUCUACGACCAACGCAAGAAGGUCCUUGAUGGAAUACGUCAGAGAUACAAGGGCGGUGCACUUGCCAAGAAUGUGUCGAACUUUUGGUUGCGUGUCCUGAAGGCUUCCUACCCUGAGACAAUCUCCGAAAUGGAUUCCAAUGUCCUCUGCCACAUGAACGACAUACGCAGCAAGCUCUAUAGCCGGCCGCAGGUCAAGUUCGAGAUCUAUUUUCAUUUUGAGCCGAACGUCUACUUCAGCAACAAGCAUUUGACCAAGACAUAUUACCUGAAUUGCACGGUGGACCCUGAGGAGCCCAUGGCCUACAACGGCGAUGAGAUCUACAAAGCUCAAGGGUGCACCAUCAACUGGAAGUCCGAGACCCUUAGAAACAUGUACAAGGACUCCUUCUUCAAGUUCUUCAGCCCUCCCUCAAUGCCCGAAGACACUGAAGAUCCCACAUUUAAGCAGAUCAAGGAAAUACUGGUGAACGAUUUCCAUUUCGGCAUCUACCUGAAGGAGCGUGUCAUACCAAAGGCCGUGUUCUUCUUCACGGGCGAGAUUAAGCACAAUCAAGGAUCGUCGAGCGACACGGAAGGCAACGCCGAGGAUGAUGGGGACUCUAAUGCGGUUGGGGAUGGGGAAGGGAAUGCGGAUGCGGAUGCGGAUGCUGAUGCGGCAUUGUCAGAUGAGGAGAAUUCUUCUCCACUGGAAGAGGCAUCGCCUAACCAGUCAGAUUUCGAUAAUGAACUCGACGAAGAAAGCGAUUCAUCCGAUGAUGUGGACCUCUACAGGGACCCUGGCUUGCUGGAAACCAUACAGGAUUUCCAACGCCCGGGGAAUGCCUUGGGUCGCCUUUAAGUUUCACUUCAAACAACACUUUAACACUACGAACUACACUAACUAUUUCGAUGAAUGCGAACUAUGGACUACAUUACAUGCAUAGAUGGUAAAUGAUUUCUAAACGACAAAACAAAACAACUUAUUCCAGACCAUCUAUGCCAAAGCAUUUAUGCGUGUUUCAAAAAUUGUUUCGCACGUGGCAACAACAAUUGCUUCUCCACACACACACACACACGCACGCACACAAUCAGCAAAAGGCAAUUGUUUACCACGUGAUUGGAACAGGUUUUGACACAGACAAACACAGCUUACUGAGGCUGUUACAAUUAA
Molecule: messenger RNA, 1461 nt
Organism: Drosophila guanche
Lineage: Eukaryota; Metazoa; Arthropoda; Insecta; Diptera; Drosophilidae
Product: nucleosome assembly protein 1-like 1-B
Exons: 2
Coding region: 121-1149 (342 amino acids)
Biological process (GO): nucleosome assembly
Cellular component (GO): chromatin; nucleus
Molecular function (GO): histone binding; chromatin binding
Source: RefSeq, a predicted model, not a curated record